CGUUACACAACGAGGUCGCGUACGAUGGCCGCCGCAACGUCUUCUGGCGAUGACCAUCAUCGCAUGCACUCCAUGUGGCUGACCCAGCGCACGGUCCAUGGUCACACAGCUACGUUCAAGGACAUGGCGCUCAACCUGCCACGGAAUGCCGCGAAAGGCGUCCAUAACUUUCUCGGCCUCGAAGACCGCCGCUUCUUGCAUGCCGAGGGCAGUCACGGCCUGCUGCCACGUUGCCAAGUUCGCGACUCCCCACUGGAGAUUGUGCGCGCGAUUCAGUUUGGCGACGUGGACACGGUCGCUGCCGCGCUGGCCAGCACACACUCGACGCCUCGGCAAACCAACAGUGGCGGCGAAACCUUGCUCCACAUUGCUGUGCUGCAUCAAGAGCACCGCAUCGUCCAGCUCCUCCUGGAACACGGCGCCGAUGUCCAUGCUCGCACGUGUUGGCGUCCGUUGCCCCCGUCUCAAAACCACGUGCCACUCCAAUAUGCGUUCACAACAGCGUCGGGGGGGGCCACCCCUUUGCACCUAGGUGUGUUGGCUAUCGUGCUUCGCGGCACGACCUCACUGCGCGUCGUAGCCUGCAGCCUGUCAAAUGUCGCCGCCGCCAAGGCUCUGCUCGCAGCCGGAGCACAGACUGAAAUCGGAGAGAACGAGCUGUGUGGCACACCGCUGGUUUGGGCCGUUUGCGCCGCCGACAAGCCGUUGGAAAUGGUGCGGCUGCUCCUCGCCGCUGGCGCAUCGCCCGACUGCCGAGACCUCGAGGACAAUUCGGUCGUUGCAAUUGCCGUCAUGUGGUGGGUCGACCCUGCCCAUGCAACUCGGUUGUAUCAACUCGUGGCUGCCCUCGUCCAAGCCGGCGUCGACGUGAAUCACAAAAACGUGUGCGGAUGGACGGCGUUCGACGUUGCUGCCACUGACGCUGCCAAGGCCAUGCUCCGCCGCGUGUUUCGCGCGGCAUCUGGUCGGUGCGUCGAGAUUGAACGGACUGCAAACGUCGAGCGAGAGCGUGAUGAAGGCCGGCCGUGGUUGCGGCCGCUCAAAUCGCCACCGCCAGCCCCGCCCAUCGAGAACGACGACCUGUGUGCCAUCCCAACCCUGACGACCGUCAAGAACUCGAUCCGUUAGAUGAUGUAAAAGGAAUCGCGAUAACGAUGGGUUUGGAAUGGGCAAAA
This is a messenger RNA of Aphanomyces invadans, 1175 nucleotides long. RefSeq lists its product as hypothetical. The record is from RefSeq and is a predicted model, not a curated record. The transcript has 9 exons. Gene Ontology annotation, molecular function: protein binding. Bases 25 to 1128 code for a protein of 367 amino acids. NCBI's taxonomy places the organism in Eukaryota, Oomycota, Saprolegniomycetes, Saprolegniales, Verrucalvaceae.